AUGGUACUUAAGCCAACGAGAGGGAGAGAGUACUACAAGCUACUGCCAAUGGCAUAUAAAAAAGUAAGGUCAAUAAGACUGGACGGUAAAGUAAUCUGGGUAAAAAACAGACACGUAAGAUGCGGAAAGAUCACAAUAUUCAACGAGGAAGGAAACAAAGCAGAACUGGUGAUAAGCACGUACGACAAAUACUACAGAGAAGAUCGAGUGGGAGUAGAGCUUAGCAGAAUCAGAGAGGUUGAGGGAAGAAUAAAAUUCGAAGCUAAGUACAUGGGAUUCUUCGAAACAGUGGCCGAGGUUAACAGAGAAGUAAUAGAGGACUUUUACGUCAGAGUCAACUACAGGAAGGUGGAAGUGGACGUUGAGGACAACUUCGACAAACUCUACUUCGAACACAGAGCAGUAAGAGCGGAGCUGAGUCCGGAGGCAGAGGGAAACGAAGCCACUACGACGAGUUGCGAGUACGAAGUGUUCGAGCCGAACGACGAGGAGGUGUUUGUCAAAGUCAAGCACGACUCGAGGCUAAUAUGGAAGUCGCUGGUGGUGGGAGGAUACGAGUUUGGAACGAAAAGAGUGGAAAAAUUCAAAAUAACAAAAACAAAAAUUAACAAAGAAGUGAAGGAGAACAGUAGUGCAAGCAGUAGUGGAAAUGGUAAUGGUAUUACAAAUAGCAAUGCAAGUGGUAAUGGUAUUACAAAUAGCAAUGCAAGUGGUAAUGGUAAUGGUAAAGAAAAGGAAGGCGUGGAUGGUGACGAAGAGAGUGUAACCAGUGAAAGUGAUGGACAGAAAGCACAUGAAAAAGAAGAAGUGGAGAAGAAGGAGAUUUACUUGAUACGAAUAACAAUCAAAAACAAUUAUCAUCACCAUCUUGUGUAUAACAUCGAUGAACAAAAAUGGGAAAUGAUCUCGAAGGAGGAGUUUGAGAAGAUUAUCACACAAGGAAGUAUUACACAAGGAACUAAGGGCAAUGAGACGAAGAAGGAUGAGGAAUCAGCAGAUAUACAAGAGGAAGGAAGUAAAACUGGAGAAACCAAGGCUGAUGAGAAGGACGAAGAAACAAGUGCCAGAGAAACAAGCACUAAGGAUGACACGACCACAGUGGCAACAGGAACGCUGGACAUAGCGAGCGCAUUCGACAAAAAGUACUUCGACUUCAGGCUAGUCAAAGAGAGUAACCUGGAAGCGAACAGAUAUGAGCCGAGCGAGUCAGACAUACACACAGUGAAGGAAGGAAAGACAUUGGUGUACACAACAAUGCCGACCGAGAGAGAAGAUUCGAAUGACAGUGAAGAUGCAAGCAAGGUUAAAGCUGCAACAGCCACAGAUACGGAACCAGGCAAGGCUAAAGAUGGAACUAAGGCUACAGAUAUUAGUAAGGCAAAAGAUGCAACAACGAAUACAGAUGCAACAACGAAUACAGAUGCAACAACGAAUACAGAUGCAACAACUAGUGAUGACAAUAGAAAGGAAAAAGAGCCAGUAAAAUGCGAAGAUAAAAUAAUAUCAGUAACAGUGUACAUAAAGGAUCAGAAAGCAAUGAUGAUGGAAAUAGUGACAACACCAACAAAAAAACAAAUUAAUGAUGGUAAAUUAGUAGAUAAAGGUGAUGAUAAAUUAGUAUAUGGAAAUGACGGUAAAAAAACAGAUGGUGAGGAGGGAGAAAAAGUAGAUAAAGAGGAGGGAGAAAAAGUAAGGAGAUACUACGGGAUAGAUGGAGACAAGUGGGUUGAAAAGGAGGAAAAAGAAAUAAUAGAAAUGAUAAACACAGAGUUUAAAGAGUUAAAUGGAAAAGUGUUACACAGAGUACUAGGAGAACAAUACGUAAGAACAAGACCAAUUAAAAAAGUGGAAUCGAUCAUGGAUGGAAGAGAAUUGGUGUACCAGGAACUGCUGGAAGAUUGCGAAAUCGGAUGGGCAAAAGGACCAACAAUAGAGCUUAUGGAAAUACACUCGAGAGACUCAAACGUGUAUUUUGUGAAUACAAACGUAGAAAAUGAAAACGCGAAGAAAAAGUGGCACGAAACGUCGCAAGUCAGAUUCAUACAAAUAGUGGACAGGGCCAUAGGAACAAAAAAAGGAAAGUAUGUGACGAUCACAGGGAAGCAGGAGAGAGAGCUGGUGGAAAAGAUCCAGGAGCUGGAAAGCAAGAAGGACAAGUCGAGCUUUAGAGCCAGCAAAGGCAUAGCGCCUGCAAUCAUCAUUAUAAUAAUAACUUUAAUGUAA
This is a messenger RNA of Theileria orientalis strain Shintoku, 2223 nucleotides long. RefSeq lists its product as hypothetical. The transcript is spliced from 4 exons. The record is from RefSeq and is a predicted model, not a curated record. The coding region runs from base 1 to 2223 and encodes 740 amino acids. NCBI's taxonomy places the organism in Eukaryota, Apicomplexa, Aconoidasida, Piroplasmida, Theileriidae.